Messenger RNA from Manacus vitellinus (golden-collared manakin), 3894 nucleotides. RefSeq names its product protein inhibitor of activated STAT 2 (gene PIAS2). Gene Ontology annotation, biological process: regulation of transcription by RNA polymerase II; protein sumoylation. Gene Ontology annotation, molecular function: zinc ion binding; SUMO ligase activity; transcription coregulator activity. The transcript has 14 exons. The coding region runs from base 143 to 2086 and encodes 647 amino acids. Lineage: Eukaryota; Metazoa; Chordata; Aves; Passeriformes; Pipridae. The record is from RefSeq and is a predicted model, not a curated record.
GCCGUGCUCUUUUGUUUUGUCAGGGUGCAGGUAGUACCUAAGGUGCGAUGAUGGAAAGUAGAUGCUUCAUCAUGCUCCUUGAAAAGGCCUCCUUGGGGCACUCUUGGCUCACCUGUGCUUAUCUCUCUCUCCUCUCUAGAAUAUGGUAUCAAGUUUUCGUGUUUCUGAACUGCAAGUGUUGCUGGGGUUUGCUGGACGUAACAAAAGUGGGCGCAAACAUGACCUCCUGAUGAGGGCUCUGCACUUAGUGAAAAGCGGCUGCAGCCCGGCAGUUCAGAUCAAAAUCCGAGAACUCUAUAGGCGACGGUACCCCAGGACGAUCGAGGGACUUUCAGAUUUAUCGGCAAUAAAACCCGCGGCUUUCAACUUGGACAGUAGUUCCUCUCCUGUGGAGCCUGACCUGGCCGUUUCUGGCAUUCACACACUCCCUUCCACUUCGGUCACGCCUCAGUCUCCUUCCUCGCCUGUCAGGUCCGUGCUCCUCCAAGACACUAAGUCCCACUUUGAGAUGCAGCAGCCGUCCCCUCCAAUCCCACCCGUUCAUCCUGAUGUUCAGCUGAAAAGCUUACCUUUCUACGAUGUGCUUGAUGUGCUCAUAAAACCCACCAGUCUAGUACAGAGCAGUAUUCAGCGAUUCCAAGAGAAGUUUUUUAUCUUUGCUUUAACACCUCAGCAAGUCAGAGAAAUCUGUAUUUCCAGGGACUUCUUGCCUGGAGGCAGGAGAGAUUACACAGUCCAAGUUCAGCUAAGGUUAUGCCUAGCAGAGACAAGCUGCCCUCAAGAAGAUAAUUAUCCUAAUAGUUUGUGUAUUAAAGUAAAUGGGAAGCUUUUUCCAUUGCCGGGAUAUGCUCCUCCACCAAAAAAUGGAAUUGAACAGAAGCGACCUGGCCGUCCCUUGAAUAUCACAUCUCUAGUUAGGCUGUCGUCAGCAGUGCCAAACCAGAUUUCCAUUUCCUGGGCUUCUGAAAUUGGAAAGAGUUACUCCAUGUCUGUGUAUCUCGUCCGUCAGCUCACUUCAGCUAUGCUUUUGCAGAGGUUAAAGCUGAAAGGUAUCAGAAACCCUGACCAUUCCAGAGCGCUAAUUAAAGAAAAGCUAACUGCAGAUCCUGAUAGUGAGAUUGCUACAACCAGUCUGCGGGUAUCUCUGAUGUGUCCUCUGGGAAAAAUGAGACUGACAAUCCCCUGCCGGGCUGUGACUUGCACUCACCUGCAAUGUUUUGAUGCUGCUCUUUAUCUUCAAAUGAAUGAAAAGAAGCCUACCUGGAUCUGCCCUGUCUGUGACAAAAAGGCAGCUUAUGAGAGCCUAAUACUAGAUGGGCUCUUUAUGGAAAUUCUUAAUGAAUGUUCAGAUGUGGAUGAGAUCAAAUUCCAAGAAGAUGGCUCCUGGUGCCCCAUGAGGCCAAAGAAAGAAGCUGUGAAAGUCUCAAGUUCUCAAUGUACCAAAAUAGAAAGUUCCAGUGUUGUUAGCAAACCCUGUCCUGUGACAGUGGCCAGUGAGGUUAACAAGAAGAAAGUUGACGUUAUCGACCUGACAACAGAAAGCUCUUCUGAUGAAGAGGAAGAUCCUCCUGCCAAAAGGAAGUGCAUAUUCAUGUCUGAAAUACAAGGGAGCCCAACCAAAGGGUUUGUCAAUUUUAAAGGUUCUCAUGUACCAGCCAUCCACUGCCAGAGUGCCCAGCGUGACGACGGUCGAUGCUGUUGCAAUUCCUCCUUCAUUAACAGAGUACCCAGUACCAUUCCAUCACCCACCAAUAUCCAGUAUUUCAUCGGACUUGCCAGACAUACCCUAAAUGCCUAUGAUGUAUUCUUCAACACUGCUGCUAAAUAUCAGACAAAAGGUCUGGAUUUUCUUUCGCUAAUCCCAGUUGAUUCACAGCAGUACUGUCCUCCUAUGUUUUUGGAUAGUCUCACCUCAACCUUAACAAGCAGCACGCCUGGCAGCAUCAUCACCUCAGCCAGCCACCAGGAGAGCAGCACGCUCGUUAGCUCCUCGGGCAGGGCCGAGCCCGAGGCCGGGGUGAUAACCAGCAGCAGCAGCAGCAGCGCUCCUGACAUCAUCUCCCUGGACAUCAUCUCCCUGGACUGACACUCGGGGCAGCACUGGACUCCCGCAGGCAUUGCACAGAGCUGCAGCUCCUCCCUCUGGAACUCCAGCGUCAUCACCCCGGAGGUCAAUCCUGGUGUUUAUUUUGAAAGGAUUUCCCUUCUGGAAAGGGGGGUAAAUUUGUUGAUGCCAGGAGACAGAAGCGAUAGGUUGGAUGGUUGGUUUUGGUUUUUUUGUUUUUUUUUUUUUUCCCCCUGCUCAUUAAGUAGCUGGUGUAGAAAAGGCCCUUGGAGAACAUGUGUUUAUGCUUUUGGUUUGUUCUGGGAGCACUGCCUUUUUCUUGCUAGGUGGAUUCCAUACAUGUUUUCUAAUUUGGUUGUAAGAAACAGCAAUAAUGUAAAAAUUAAUAAGGUUGUGGUUGUUUUUUUUUUUAAUAAAUAAAGGAACUUAAUCACUCUAGAACAACAACCUGGAUAAAGGUGCAGAAGUGUAUGAGUUAGUGAAUUCUUAAUAUUUUCACUGGGGCCUGUAAUAAACUUCAUUAAGACAAUGAAGCUUUGAAAUAGCCAUGAUGUGUUGUUUGUCUUGUUCCCCACCUCCCCCUUACCUGGGGAUAUAUAAGAAACCUCUGUAAAUGGGAUUGUUUGGGGGGGUUUUUUCCUAAUUUCAUGUCUUUCUCAAAUGCAACAAAAUCCUAGGCUGUGACUUCUUCCUCUUUUGUGUUCUUUGGGCUGGGAAGGGGACAGACUAUCUAUGCAAACCCUGCAUCACACGGUCUCUGUGCUGCCAUGUCGGAAUCAGGACACAUCCCCACCACAAAAACUCCAACUGUGCAGUUGAGAGUACAGUUGCUUUCUGUGCCAGCUGUAAGGAGAUAAAAUGGGAAUUAGUUUCUCAAGUGCAAAUGUAUUUGCAAGGAUUUCUUGCUCAUGGUUUCUGUCACUUCAGUAACUGCUGUAUCCCACAUGGGAAUACUGCACUUAGACUGUGGGGGAGGCUUGGCUUUUUGGAAGGCAGAAGCCAUAGCUGCACAAUGUCCCCACCUAAUUGGAAUUAUGUGUUUAGGGCUCAAUGAUGCUUUGUCCCAUGUUUCCUGGCCUCCUGAUUGUUGCUUUUCUACUUCAAAGGGAACAAUUUCCUCCUGUUUUACUCCUCCAAGUGUGCUGCUUUGUUCGUGUGUGUGCAGUGUCUGCCAUACACCUGGGGAUAACCUCAGCAGUACUGUAUGUGGAAGAGGUUACAGACUAGGAAAAACAAGUCAUUUCCAUAGAGCUGGAAUAAUGGUAUUGUCUAUGUAUGCUGACAUAGCAGCUUUUCCAAGUGGUGUGUUUCUGUUGAAUAAAUGUAUUUGAGAUUAUUCCUUCCCUAAUGUGAAGGUUUCACUUUUUUUCCUAAUUUUAUGUUCCUCUUUCGUUAUUUCUUUAAUUGGAUGUCUGGUGCUUUUUGCUCUCCAUUGCUGUUACAGUGUUGAACGAAGUACAUGGAUGAGAAAUAUUGAAGCAGAAUGUUUUGUAACUCUUGUCUGCCCUGUACUCCCACCUUUAAUGCUGCAUUACUGUUCCUUAUUGCCUUUUUUGUAUGAUAUUUCACAGCAGUCUUGAGUUCACAUGUUGGUCUUAAUAGUGCAUCUAGUCUUUCUUUCUUCUCCUUAUCUGUUUAAUUUUUUGUACCUGUUAAGGAUCAGUUUUCAGCAUGAUUUAUUUCCUAUAAAACCAUGCUUCUCAGGAAGUUUUUCCUGAUGGCCUGCAGCAGAUCAGUGCUUUCUGCAUCACCAUUGCACAGUGACUUGACCUGUAAGUAGAGUGUGGAGAGGGGCUCCAGAAUAAAGCAUUUAAAACUGGUCUUUGUUG